AUGAGAUGCCGUCUGUCUGUCUGUCUGUUUUUCUGUUUUCCUCUAUGGCUGCAUGUCUGCUUUUCUGUCUGUCCAAUUGUCCAUUCAUCUGUACUUCUCGCUCUUGCCUCCUGGCCUCUGCUCCAGCAGUUUGGGAUGUCUAUUGCUUACACGAACAAAAAGGAAAUAAAAGGUCAGGGCCUGAAGGAGGGUAAUCAAGAGCUUCAAGGUGUCUAUUGUAAUCGACCUGUUUACCGAGAAUCUUAUCUGUCAUGUAUCGAAUUCUUGGAAGGCCCUUGGUCUAUUCCCUUUGUUGGACCGAUUCCCGAUCCAACCGCCCGCAAUUCUCCUAUUUUUGUCGAAUUGGCGACAUCCGACCUCAAUCCACUCACCUUUACCUUCGUGGAGUUAUCCCUUACAACCAAGCAUGCGUUCCAUGAACUGGAUCGCUCAUACCCGUUCUCUACGGUUUCAUAG
This is a messenger RNA of Gamsiella multidivaricata, 456 nucleotides long. RefSeq lists its product as uncharacterized. The coding region runs from base 1 to 456 and encodes 151 amino acids. The record is from RefSeq and is a predicted model, not a curated record. Lineage: Eukaryota; Fungi; Mortierellomycota; Mortierellomycetes; Mortierellales; Mortierellaceae. The transcript is spliced from 2 exons.